This is a messenger RNA of Cantharellus anzutake, 336 nucleotides long. RefSeq lists its product as uncharacterized. The record is from RefSeq and is a predicted model, not a curated record. The coding region runs from base 1 to 336 and encodes 111 amino acids. NCBI's taxonomy places the organism in Eukaryota, Fungi, Basidiomycota, Agaricomycetes, Cantharellales, Hydnaceae. The transcript is spliced from 3 exons.
AUGUACACGGAUUCUGUUGCCAAUCAAAUCGAUCGGGAAAAGCACUUGGUUGCACACAAAGGGUUUAACAGUGGGUUGUUGCAGAUGGGUUGUACCUACUUAACGUUGCCUCUGAGAACAGUGAAGCCUAGAGCGGAUGGCUUCUGGAUGGAGGGACAUGGCCAAUUGCAGAUGGAGAAAGGAUUGGGCGACGCCGUGGAUGGCCAAGUCACUCAUGUCUCGCAUCAGUGGAGUGAGCAGGUGCAAGGCGCUGUCCGCGGCUCUCAGUUGGAGAUGCGGCAUUCUGGAGAUGGCAAGGCACAGCGACUGGGUGGCAUCACGGACAUGUUAAUGUGA